CGGCCCAUAUGACCCAUGAGUAAACGCGUCCGCUUCCUCUUCUCCAUCGCCGCAGCCAUCGCCGCGGCAUCCCUCCUCGCCGCCUCGCUCCGCCGCCGCGCGCAGCCGCCCCGGCUCCCCGACCAGCUCCUCCCCGGCCCCAUGGCGGCCCGCAACCGGAGCUUCGUGCUGUGGCUGCACGGCCUCGGCGACUCCGGCCCCGCCAACGAGCCCAUCCGCACCUUCUUCGCCGCGCCGGAGUUCCGCCACACCAAGUGGGCGUUCCCCUCCGCCCCCAACUCCCCCGUCUCCUGCAACAACGGCGCCGUGAUGCCGUCAUGGUUCGAUAUCCACGAGCUGCCCUUGAGCCCUGGUUCGCCGCAAGAUGAGAGCGGUGUUAUUAAGGCCGUGGAGAAUGUGCACGCCAUGAUCGACAGGGAGGUGGCCGCUGGCAUCCAUCCUGACAACAUAUUUGUGUGUGGGUUCAGUCAGGGAGGUGCUCUGACAUUAGCAAGUGUUUUGCUUUAUCCAAAGACGCUAGGUGGCGGUGCCGUGUUCAGUGGCUGGGUCCCUUUCGGUUCGUCGGUCAUUGAGAGGAUUUCACCCGAAGCAAGGAAGACACCUAUUUUGUGGUCGCAUGGUAUCGCUGAUCAAGUGGUAUUAUUUGAAGCCGGUCAGGCCGGCCCACCAUUUUUGCAAAGUGCAGGCAUCAGUUGUGAAUUUAAGGCAUAUCCAGAUCUAGGCCACUCGAUCGCGAAAGAAGAGCUAUCCUCUCUCGAGGCGUGGAUCAAGGGCCGUCUCAAAGCCUCGCAAGAUAAGCAAAGUUAACGUCCUUCAGUUUGGGCCGCCACCACGCCCCCCAUUAUAGCAAAACCUGCUAAUGCAGCCGUGCUCAACCUGUAUUCCCUAGUAUAUUGAUGAACUCGGACGGUCCAAGCUAUUCUUGAGACUUUGUCAUGCUCAUGAAUGUUAUGUUCCAGGAAAUUAUGUACCGCGGUAUGUUGUUUUU
Molecule: messenger RNA, 988 nt
Organism: Hordeum vulgare subsp. vulgare (domesticated barley)
Lineage: Eukaryota; Viridiplantae; Streptophyta; Magnoliopsida; Poales; Poaceae
Product: probable carboxylesterase Os04g0669500
Exons: 6
Coding region: 16-807 (263 amino acids)
Biological process (GO): protein depalmitoylation
Cellular component (GO): cytoplasm
Molecular function (GO): carboxylic ester hydrolase activity; palmitoyl-(protein) hydrolase activity
Source: RefSeq, a predicted model, not a curated record